AUGGCUCUUCGUCAAGCAGCCCGUCGCGGCGCUACAAUCGCCUCCCGCUUUCACCAUGUACCUUCCCUCCCACUCAUCAACAACCCACGUAACCUUGACUCCCUUUCCAACCUCCCAUCCUCAUCCGCUUUCUCCACCUCCCCCACUGUUGCUGCCUCUUCACCUCUUUCACGACCAUCCCUGCCGACUCUAUCACCACCCGCCGUCACGGGUGUUUUAGCCGCGCCGUCGCCAGGCGUCUUCGGUGCUUCAUGGCUCACCGCGAGCGGCCGAAGCUUUGCUUCAGCCGCUGGCAGCACGGAAACUAAAGUCAUCACCAUCGCGUCGCCCAGCGAGUUCACGUCUCUAAUCAAUGACCCAUCACGACUAGUGGUGGUUGACUUCACAGCACAAUGGUGUGGUCCAUGCAGAAGCAUCGCGCCGCUGUUGGAUGAGAUCAGCCGAACGCACGAUUCUGUCGCCAUUGCCAAGGUCGACAUUGAUGAUGCUGAACUGGCAGGCGUGGUCGGAACUGCCAGGAUCAGCAGUGUGCCUACCUUUCAUUUCUAUAAGGCGGGGAAGCUGUUGAGCCAGUUCAGCGGAGCAGACGCACUCAAGCUAAAAGACACCAUUGCAUUGCUGCAAAAAUGA
Molecule: messenger RNA, 630 nt
Organism: Closterium sp. Naga37s-1
Lineage: Eukaryota; Viridiplantae; Streptophyta; Zygnematophyceae; Desmidiales; Closteriaceae
Source: the annotation of a GenBank genome assembly